GUGCUUCUAGUUGUGCUGCGAUUUGUUGCUAUGAAGAAGGCAGCUUGCUUCCAGCUCUACCGACUAACCGAGAGUCUGCUCGACAUCCUCCUUCCAUUAACGAUACUCUUUGCUGCGCUGAUCAUCUCUCUGUCUGGACUCCACAGUGAUACCAACAACGUGGGUUCACGCGAGGUAUCCCCAACCCUAUUUGUCACGUAGAUGCCCAUUCGGUGGGCUGGUCGCCCAGU
Dothidotthia symphoricarpi CBS 119687 is the source of this 230-nucleotide messenger RNA. RefSeq lists its product as uncharacterized. NCBI's taxonomy places the organism in Eukaryota, Fungi, Ascomycota, Dothideomycetes, Pleosporales, Dothidotthiaceae. The record is from RefSeq and is a predicted model, not a curated record. The transcript has a single exon. Bases 31 to 201 code for a protein of 56 amino acids.